This is a messenger RNA of Rotaria sp. Silwood1, 1560 nucleotides long. Lineage: Eukaryota; Metazoa; Rotifera; Eurotatoria; Philodinida; Philodinidae. The record is from the annotation of a GenBank genome assembly.
AUGUAUUCAUUGACUAAUCGAUAUGAAUCAACGGCAAUUCCUAGUUUACCUGAUUAUGCAUUUGGCGAAAAAUUAGGCGCUGGAUCAUAUGGAACUGUAUAUAAAGCAAGACUAAUAUCGAAUAUUCAAUCAAGACCAAGUUCAGCUGCAUGUAAUCGUCCUACAAGUGCCAGACCUACAAGUGCUUUACCCACCUUCUAUGCUAUUAAAUGUAUCAAUCGCAAAGUUUUGACAAAAACUACCGAAGAUUUGCUUAUAAAUGAAAUCAAAACACUAAAAGACAUAAAACAUGAAAAUAUUGUUGAAAUGUAUGAUUUUCAAUGGGAUGAAAAUUAUAUCUAUAUUGUUACGGAAUAUUGUGCUGGAGGUGAUAUGUCAACGUUUAUACGUUCACGGCAACAAUUAACAGAAACUCGUGCUCGACCCUUUGUACAACAAAUUGCUAAAGUAUUAAAAUUUUUAUAUGAAAAAGGCAUUAGUCAUAUGGAUUUAAAACCUGAAAAUAUUCUUCUAACAUCAAUUGAUAAACCAAUUUUAAAAGUAGCUGAUUUUGGUGUAGCACAACAUAUUGGAGAACAAGGAAGUCGAAGUGUACGUGGAACUCUUGUGUAUAUGGCUCCAGAAAUUCUUUCAGAAAAUCCCUAUGAUAAUCGAGUUGAUCUUUGGUCAAUUGGAGUUAUACUUUAUGAAUGUCUUUUUGGUCGACCACCUUUUGUUUUUUCAACAGUUAAUCAGCUUAUUGAUCUAAUUAAAUCAGAUAUUCCAAUUGAAAUUCCAAAUGAUGCACAAAUAUCACCGGAGUGUCGUAAUUUACUUGAAAAUUUAUUACAACGUAAUCCAGAUAAACGAAUAAGUUUUCCAGACUUUUUUCGACAUCCAUUUAUUUGCCUUGAUGUUUCACCUCAAAUUGCUCAUGCUGACAAUACUUUACAACAAGCAAUCAAUUAUGAACAAUCAGGAGAUUUUAAAAAAGCUUUAGAUUAUCGUGUUCAAGCAUUAGAUGAAUAUCUUGCAAUAAUUAAAGUUGAUGAAGAUGCUGAUCGACGACGAAUGUUGAGAAUGAAAGUAAAACAAGGUGUUGUUGUUGCUGAAGAUUUAAAAAAGCGAAUAAAAGAAGCAACAACUAACUCGGAAUCAACACCAUCAGUAACAACAACAAGUUUAUUACCAUCACCAUCUACGAGUCCUAGUGAUGAUCUUGAUUUAAACAAUGAUAAAGAACUUUUUGAUGCCUAUCAACAUUGUUUAAAUGGAAAUCAACUUAUGAAUGCCUUCAUGUUUGCACGAGCUUGUGAAGAAUAUGAAAUCGGUUUAGACGUAAUGCUUCGUGUAGCACGAACUGAAACAGAUCCAACGAAGAUCAAAAUUUUACGUAAUAUGAUCAUACAUUAUUUAAAUAAAGCUGAAUCGUGUAAACAACGAUGUGAAACUCAACGAUUGGAUUUAGCUAUAGAAAAAAUCAAACAAGAUUCAGAAAAUGAUACAACAAUUAUGAAUGAAUCAACUUAUGAAGAGAAAAAACAACGAUCACCUUUGCAACAAACUUGUCAUUUACAGUGA